Otolemur garnettii (small-eared galago) is the source of this 1570-nucleotide messenger RNA. RefSeq names its product mitochondrial fission factor (gene MFF). Gene Ontology annotation, cellular component: peroxisome; mitochondrial outer membrane. The transcript has 12 exons. The record is from RefSeq and is a predicted model, not a curated record. Lineage: Eukaryota; Metazoa; Chordata; Mammalia; Primates; Galagidae. Gene Ontology annotation, biological process: positive regulation of mitochondrial fission. Bases 449 to 1507 code for a protein of 352 amino acids.
AUGACCACGAAUCGGCUUCCGUUACGGCUCCUGGAAGGGACCAUUUCUGGGCGUUCUCGCGUCUCUCCCGGCCAGCUGCGGGCCGCUCCGCCGGUUUUGCCUGGGCGCCUCGGUGGCUCGGCCAACGGCCUGAGAGAGCGCCCCGGGAGCCGGCGGGCGGCGGCCCUCGCCCGCGACCCUCCAGUGGGCCUAGGGGGACAAAAGUGGCUCUAAAUCCAGCACAUGCACAUUGAAGCAAGUUAAAGGAUGUAAUAUGAAGCACAGAAGCAGAUAGUGCAACAUAGCAAGCAGUAGUUGGUACACAUUUCUGGAAAAGCAGUGUCCGUGUUGUUAUGUACAUCUCCAAAAAACAGUUCAGAUCUGUAGGGGAAUUGUUGUGUAAAGUAAACUGAACUACAGGGUAGCAGUAUUUUGAUAGCUCUUGUAGACGUGUACUUACUGUAUUAAUAUGAGUAAAAGAACAAGCAGUGACACACCACUAGGAAGGGUGAGUGCUGCAUUUCCUUCUCCCACUGCUGCUGAGAUGGCGGAAAUUAGUCGAAUUCAGUAUGAAAUGGAAUAUACUGAAGGUAUUAGUCAGCGAAUGAGGGUCCCAGAAAAGUUAAAAGUAGCACCACCAAAUGCUGACCUGGAGCCAGGAUUCCAAGAAGGAGCUCCAAACGCUAGCGUGAUAAUGCAGGUUCCAGAGAGGAUUGUCGUGGCAGGAAAUAAUGAGGACAUUUCAUUUUCAAGACCAGCAGACCUUGACCUUAUUCAGUCAACUCCCUUAAAACCUCUAGCACUAAAAACACCACCUCGUGUACUUACGCUAAGUGAAAGACCGCUGGAUUUUCUGGAUUUAGAAAGACCUCCUCCAACCCCUCAAAAUGAAGAAAUCCGUGCAGUUGGCAGGCUAAAAAGAGAGCGCUCUAUGAGUGAAAAUGCUGUUCGCCAAAAUGGACAGCUGGUCAGAAAUGAUUCUAUGUGGCACAGAUCAGAUUCUGCCCCAAGAAAUAAAAUUUCAAGGUUCCAGGCACCGAUUUCUGCACCGGAGUACACUGUGACACCAUCGCCACCACAGGCUCGGGUCUGUCCUCCCCAUAUGUUACCUGAAGACGGAGCUAAUCUUUCCUCUGCUCGUGGCAUUUUGUCGCUUAUCCAGUCUUCCACUCGUAGGGCUUACCAGCAGAUCUUGGAUGUGCUGGAUGACACUCGCAGUGUGAGAAGACAAAAUGAAAUGCGUUAUGAAAGACCUGUGUUGCGUGGUGGGUCUGCCGCCGCCACUUCUAAUCCUCAUCAUGACAACGUCAGGUACGGCAUUUCAAACAUAGAUGCAACAAUUGAAGGAACAUCAGAUGACAUGACUGUUGUAGAUGCAGCUUCAUUAAGACGACAGAUAAUCAAACUAAAUAGACGUCUACAACUUCUAGAAGAGGAGAACAAAGAACGUGCUAAAAGAGAAAUGGUCAUGUAUUCAAUUACUGUAGCAUUCUGGCUGCUUAAUAGCUGGCUCUGGUUUCGCCGCUAGAGGUAACAUCACCUCUCAGAAAUAUUGUCUCAACAGCGGAAAUAUAAAAGAUUUUCAAACUUC